Molecule: messenger RNA, 9691 nt
Organism: Panthera uncia (snow leopard)
Lineage: Eukaryota; Metazoa; Chordata; Mammalia; Carnivora; Felidae
Gene: ARHGAP6
Product: Rho GTPase activating protein 6
Exons: 13
Coding region: 6459-8780 (773 amino acids)
Biological process (GO): signal transduction
Molecular function (GO): phospholipase binding; phospholipase activator activity
Source: RefSeq, a predicted model, not a curated record
UCAGUUGAGAUAUGCACCAAGUAAUUCUAACGUGCAACCAGGUUAGGGAACUACUGGUCCUGACAGAGUUUGUUCAAAGAUUUGUCACCACUUGCAUCGGAACGAAUUUUGCUUUUGAAGCAAAUACUCCAAGAAUAGUAUUAAAGCUAGGUUUUUUCUGCAGUGUAGUAACGCAGAGGCAUAUACCUUUAUUUAAAAUAGUGUGUUUGCUCAUUUGCUCAACAACGAAGGGUUUUAGAUGAGCUAAUGACGAGCCUUCGAUUGAAAUGUGUAAGUUGCCUUUUCCCACUCCGGUUGAAGUAUUACAACAAUGCCUGAUGAUUUUGUACUAGGUAUUGAGCGAGUUUAAUAAGAUACAUUAUCUUAAACUGAGACAGAGGGGCCGAUCGUGCACAGCUCACGUUUUGGGCAACAGAUUCGAGGUGACUGAUGUUCGCAUGUUUGGUGAUACUCGAAACUAAUUCAUUCGGGCAAUAAGUUUAUUAAGUCUAAGGUCAUUUGUAGGGAAUUGUUUUCCUUCCCUAUUAGAGAAAAACCUCAUCGAGAGGAGACUGUGGAGUGUUAAAUGCAGUUGAUGAAAUGAAACGUUGUCAAGCGUAGCAUUGAAAGGAGAAACGGGAAAGGAAUUCACUUUGGUAUUUGUUGUUGCUGUUGCCUGUUUUGUUUUGCCUGUCGGUUUCCAGUGUAGAGUUUUCCCCCUUCUAAAUAUGAUAAUCAUCUCUGCUUAAGGCUUGCUUUACUUCCUGCUGAUUUAGAAAUAUCUGAUAGGGGAUUGAGCUUUCCAGUGUGGGACAACGCUGCUUCAACAUCCCUGUAUCUUUUAGAUAAUCUUGUUCCAAAUUCAUUCCUUGUCUCUUGAGCAGUGGGUCUGCCCCUGUCCGAAUAAAUGACCCACUCUGCAGAGCGUCCACAUGACAUCUUACCAAUAAUGAGUGUCCUCUCAUCUGCGCAUCCUUUUUUGGGUGAAACCUGAAGCAUUCAUUCUUAUAACUCAGCUUUCCUCGCAAUGCGGGUAGAAGGAGCAGCCUGAAAAAGAAAUGCCCCACUCUGCAGCACAUUAAAGCCAGUGACCUCAAAUUCAGGUGUCUCUAUGAGAACCGGAAGAGAAUGAUCUUUUCCAGAUCUACCCCCCCCCCCCAACACAUAAAAUGACAUGCGAGUUUCUCACUCUCCCCCAAAGGUACUUCUCCAGGUAGGAUAUUGGACCUGCCUCCCUGGGGAUCCGUAUUUACUAGUCUCUCAGUUGAGAGACUCUCAUAAAGAAAGCAUCCCUAAGGGGCACCUGUGCUAUUGCUGCCAAAAGCCUCUUUUUGUCAGUUGAUGUCAUGCACGGCGCCUCUGUUUACCACGCACACCGUAGACCUCAGGGUUUGCUUGCUCUCACUAUCCCCUUCCUAUCUGUUCCGCACCACUCUGCCUCGUUCACCUUUCCUAAAACGCCCCUUUCCUCGUGUUCCACCUCUCCCCCAAAUCGUGAAGUGCGUCUUCCUACUGGUCCAUGGUACGACACUCCCAAAGUUUUCUAAAAUGCCUGCCUCUCUUCCCUCGAACACAGUCCCUCCCCUUAUUCCUGGAGGUGAUGGCCUCAUCAGCUUUCUGUUCUGCUUCCUCCUGCUGCCCUGGCCUCUGUUCGCACACAUUUCUGUGCUUCUAUCCAUCAGGGCUUUGGGCACCGGGUCCAUAAGGGAUUCGUUGAGAAAAAGGUCACCGGCUUGAUAUAGCCUAGGGGUUAAACGCGUGGCAUUUGGAAACAGACCCCCGGGUCUGAACUGCUUACUCCCUAGUCGUGCAAGUUACUCAAGCACCCUGUGUCUCUGUUUUCUUGUAUGCAAUACAGGGAAAAUCCUACGUAUCUGCCUCUAGAGUAUAGCCAGUAUCCACGGAGGGAAUAAGCACAGACUACAUGUUAGAUGUUCUUUAUUACAGUUUGACUCUUUCAGAUCCAUGGCCUCAAGUAACUUUCCAGCUACCCAAUACCUGGCUUUGCCUUCGAUGGUAGAUCUUUAGAUCUGAAGGAUCUAAAAUUCACUCUCCCACUCUCCCACUCUCCCUGCAAAUGGGUCACAGUAGUAGCAGGAGGAUGAUAGAAAUCAGACCAAGGUCAAGUGCUGGGGCGUGGGGGGAGGGCAGAUAGCUGCGGUUAAGGACUUGUCACCUCACUUCUGCAAGCUCUGAUCCAUCCAGAGGUAGAGUCUGAUGGAUAAUUAAACUUAAAGAUACCACAUUUUUAUUGUGCUCUUUAAGGUAGCAGAAGGACUGAAAUGUCCUUCACAAUUUGCAUUUUUUAUGUAUAAUCAGAAAGAAUAUUAAGACCUUAAUUUGCCGAUUCUAUGGUAUUGGUCGAGAGAGGUUAAUUGGACCAAUGAAGUCACUAUUGUAUCAGUCAUGAAUGUCAUCUAAAUGAAAUUUCACUAUGCCAUUUUUUCAUAGUAGGUCCUAAUUCUGAAAGACAAAAGCAUCACCUGUUUCUAAAUGUUGACGAUAUAUUAUUUAGAAACUGAAGGAUGCCAUUAGACAUAUAUUUACCUUCUUGCUCAUAAAAGACUUUCUUCAUCUCCCACAAAAUGAUUUAUAAUGAUUAGUUUUUAUUUUAUCAUCCAGUUGACCAACUGCUUUCUUUCCAUGUGAAAAUGUAGACAGUCAAGGAAUGGGCUGUUAUGUGGUUCAGUGGGGAGAAGUACAGGAGAGGUUCCAGGGGCUAGGACUCCACAUUCAGGCUCUUCAGAUUUGUUAUCUGUGUGUACAGAGGAAUAUAGGAAGGUGAGGUUAGCUGCUACAUCACAUAUAUCCUAAAAUCCCACUGUACAAGUUUACUCCUCACUCAUGUGGUCAGAGUGUCCACGACUGGUGGGAUGCCUUGCUCCAAGCAGUGAUUCAAGGACCCAGGCUCUGCUGUCUUCAACAUGAGAAGAUGUUGAUUCGAUUAUCUGUGGCUGCAUAACAACCACCCCAAACCUUAGUGCUUAAAACAACAGCCGUGUUAUUUGCUCAUGGUUCUUCCAUCUGAGCUGGGCUCAGCUGAACAUUUCUGCUGGCCUUGACGGUGGUCACUCCUGAGGCUUUAUUCAACUAGGAGGUUGGCUGGAGGCUGGAUUUAGCUGAGAUGCUGGGACCGCUAAGCUUUUUCCCACUCUCCAUGUGGCCUCUACACAUCUCUCUCCACACGGUCUCUCCAGUACAGUAGCCAGACUUAAGACGUGGUGCUUCAAGGGUCCCACGGAUGCAACAUGGCUGGCCCAUGAUCAAAGGGCGGGGGGCGCUAGGACGUGACCGUUGAGAAGUGUGGUUUGAGAACUGUUGUCUCCAGGCUUUAUGGGUCAGGGCUAGAAGUGAAGCUUGUCACUUUCUCCCACAGUCCAUUGGCUAGAGCUUAGCGAUAUGACUGCUGCUACCUGCGGAGGAGGCUGGGAAGUAGAGUUGAGCUGGGUGCCCAAGAGAAAGAGAGUCCGGGAGCAGUCAGCCAGUCUUUUCCUCCAUCUCUCUGCCUCUGUAAAAUAGAGUGGUGGAAGGGAGUGAAUGCAUGACACAUGUACACGGCUUAGUACUUAAUACAUGCUCAGUGAAUUUCUCUUAUCAUCAUCAUUGUUACCGUUUGCUUUGUGCAGCGACUACUUGAUUUUAUUCCAGUUAAAUCAAAACACAUGGCAGCGGAUGCCAUGCACAGGAACAUGGGCUUUGUCCAGGAGCUGAAGAGGAAACAUCAAAGGGUUUUAGGCAAGAGUGUUGUAAUCAGAAAUGUAUUCACCCCCCCCGAAUUUGACAUAGUGGUUCUAUAAUAUUUUUGCCCUGAAUGUGCAAAAUGUCCCCAACAGCAUGAGCAGAAAUAAUCCAGAAGAGCCAAAGAAGAAGGUGGAGUGAAUACUUAAUGGCAUAGUUGUUGCUUGGUACUCUUGGCUAGUGAAGAGUCAAAUGGAUAAAAGAUCACAGUUGUGUUCUCGCAUUUUUGUGGUUAGCAAGCUCUCCCGUGGAAUGGACCUUUUAAUUGCUUCCUGAUAUUUAUUUCUCAGGCUGUUUGGGUGACUUUGGGCCUCUUAUUGGUUCUCUUAUUGGUUCUACUUAAAGACUGGAUAUUUAAAUAAAAAGAAGGUUCUGUAUCUUCGCCCUUUGUUUUUCUGGCUUGAGUGCGUUUUUCCAAAGAAUGCCAGAUACACAGCUUCUCCAUUGCUCUGCAUUGCCUCUCCAGGCCAAACUUGGUUCCACUCUGAAAACAGAUCAGGGAUUUCUCAAGACAUUGUCUCUUGAGGUUGAGAUUAUUCAUUUAAAGACAUAGUCACCUUCUUAUGAAACAUGCGUUGACUUGACAGUGUAUGACUCCAUUAAGUAGCUGAUUUAACAAGCCACUCCAGUCUUUGGUUAUCAUUCUUAUUAAAUUGCCGUGUCUAUUUCUCAUUAGACAGUUGAGACAUGGCCCUGACCGGUGCGGGUUGUGGCCUGUGGCUUUGUCUUCCACUUCAUUUGUAAGCCUCGUAGUGGUUGGGAUCACAGCUGUGGUACUUAUGAGCUGUGAAUCUUUGGGCAUAGUACUUAACCUCUCUGAACUUCUGUUUCCUCAUCUGUAAUAUGGGAUGUGAUGUAACCCACUUUUUAUAAUUCCUUUAGCAGUUAAUGAAUAAAAUGCUUAGGAAAAUGUCCAGCGCUUAGUAAGCUCACAGUGAGAACUACAUGUUGUUUUCAUGUACUCAUAAACUAAAAGAUCACUGGCCUAACCAUGACAAGUGAAUUGCAUACUUAUCAAUUUCAUGCGAAAUAUUAUAUUAAAUAAAUUUAAAUGAGGAUCUGAAUUCCAUUUGCGAGUGUCCAGAUUACACAAACCAUAUUCAGUAUCUGCUGGAAUGAUGACUGUUUUCAACAUCUGCACGUCGGGGGUAGUGGAUAUGGAGGUGUGUAAAUCUUGACUCUGAAUUUCUCUAUACGUGUAAUCGUUCUGGGAAAGAAAACCAUCUGAUGUGUUUUAUUGUUUUCAAAUUCCUUUCUCUUGCUAAAUAAAUCCCAGCAGCAGCAGAAGCUGUGUGUGGCUUCUAUCAAGUGAUGAUUAACCUCACAGAAUCCUAGCAAAAAACAUACCAAAUCUCGAAGUUUUGGGUAAGAUCAUCCGUGAAAUCAUUUCUCAGGUUGUCGGUUAUAAUCACAGCAGUUCUUCGGUUGGAAUUCACUCUAGACCACAAAAGAACUAUAACUUCGUAUCGACUGGAAAACAAAAAUGUCUUUUUGAAUUGUGUUUGCUUCAGUGCUAUGUGGUAUACAUGGAGAUCAAGGUAAUUAGUGAUCGGGGUAUGGUUUUAGUCUUUCCUUUUCUUUCUGCUCUUCACGGAGUUCUCUUCGUCAGCCCCAACUCCCACCUGCACCCUCUUAAACAUGGCCACGUGGUUAUGUCCACGCCGCCCUCCACACCCUCCUGUUCAGGAAAUGAACAACUUCUCAAGGACUAUUGUUUCACAAAGAGCAUAAAAUUCAGAGCAUGUGUUAUGCUUCGGUAUAAAAGAGAAAGAAAUCUUUUCCUUUUUAAAUGCUUUUUUCCUGGUCUUAGGAAAAUGAACAAGCCAGUGGUUUUAAAAUAUAAUUUAGGAAUUGAGGAUUUGUCCUACACAAAGAAAGCAUCCUGUGUACUUUAUCAUGCUCUCAGGGAUUUUACCCGAGGCUUCCAACAUUCUUUGCUUGAUUCCUAAUAAGGACACUUUGCACAGUUACAAUCCAAUUACCAUUUGUAGAUCCCUGUGGAAAAGAGGAUUUUUUUAAAAGAGGAAUCCUUUCCUCACUCCAGAAUAUCUCUUCAAAAUAGCCUUAUUAAUGGGGCUCCUGGGUGGCUCAGUGGCUUGAGCGUCCGACUUCGGCUCAGGUCACGAUCUCGUGGUUCAUGGGUUCGAGCCCCGCCUCGGGCUCUGUGCUGACAGCUCGGAGCCUGGAGCCUGCUUCGGAUUCUGUGUCUCCCUCUCUCUCUGCCCCUUCCCCGCUCAUGCUCUGUCUCUCUCUGUCUCUCAAAAAUGAAUACAUGUUAAAAAAAUUUUUUUAAAUAGCCUUAUUAAAAUAAAAGUCAGGAAAACCACUUUCAAUUUCUCUGCAUUCUUUUUGUCCCUCCCCCCCUUUCUACACACACACACACACGCACACACACCGACUCACUCACACGCUCACUCAGUGACACAGCCUGCCUCCAUUCCGAAGGGACAGGAACUUCUCAAUGGUCCAAUGACAAGAUUGCAUUUUUUGGUCCCAAGAUUCACGGUAGCAGAGGUCUCUGGCAACACAAAGUAUCCUGAGAAUCACAGCUAUGCCAGCUGGGCCUUUUCUCAGAUACUCGAUGUAAUCUGCCAUUGCAGGAUCCAUUUUUCACCAAAAGAAUAAUUUAAAAAAAAAAAAAAAAGCAGACUCCAGUUCCUACUCCAAACGUAGUUCUGUUACGUUAGGACAGCAAAGACACGGCUGAAUAGAAUUCCUGGGGUGAUUUCACCUGGAACAGCAUGUCGGGCCGCAGUGUGCGGCUGAGAUCAGUUCCCAUCCAGAGUCUCUCUGAGCUGGAGCGGGCCCGGCUGCAGGAAGUGGCUUUCUAUCAGUUGCAGCAGGACUGUGACCUGAGCUGUCCAAUCACCAUUCCCAAAGAUGGGCAGAAGAGAAAGAAAUCUUUGAGAAAGAAACUGGAUUCACUAGGAAAGGAGAAAAACAAAGACCGAGAAUUCAUCCCACAGGCAUUUGGAAUGCCCUUAUCCCAAGUCAUUGCAAAUGACCGGGCCUAUAAACUCAAGCAGGACUCACAGAGGGACGAACAAAAGGACGCGUCCGAUUUCGUGGCUUCCCUCCUCCCAUUUGGAAAUAAAAGACAAAACAAAGAACUCUCAAGCAGUAACUCAUCUCUCAGCUCCACCUCGGAAACACCAAAUGAGUCAACGUCCCCGAACACCCCAGAACCGGCUCCUCGGGCCAGGAGGAGGGGUGCGAUGUCAGUGGAUUCUAUCACAGAUCUUGACGACAGUCAGUCUCGACUACUAGAAGCUUUACAACUCUCCUUGCCUGCCGAGGCUCAUAGUAAAAAAGAGAAAGCCAGAGAUAAGAAACUGAGUCUGAAUCCCAUUUACAGACAGGUCCCCAGGCUGGUGGACAGCUGCUGUCAGCAUCUAGAAAAACACGGCCUCCAGACAGUGGGGAUAUUCCGAGUUGGAAGCUCAAAAAAGAGAGUGAGACAAUUACGUGAGGAAUUUGACCGCGGGGUCGAUGUCUCUCUGGAGGAAGAGCACAGCGUUCAUGAUGUGGCUGCCCUGUUGAAGGAGUUCCUGAGGGACAUGCCGGACCCCCUUCUCACCAGGGAGCUGUACACGGCCUUCAUCAAUACUCUCUUGUUGGAGCCGGAGGAACAACUGGGUACCUUGCAGCUUCUCAUCUACCUUCUACCUCCCUGCAACUGUGACACGCUCCACCGACUCCUCCAGUUCCUCUCCAUGGUGGCCAGGCACGCCAACGACAACGUCAGCAAAGAUGGGCAAGAGGUCACUGGGAACAAAAUGACAUCUCUAAACUUGGCCACCAUAUUUGGACCCAACCUGCUGCACAAGCAGAAAUCCUCAGACAAAGAAUUCUCGGUCCAGAGUUCAGCCCGGGCUGAGGAGAGCACAGCCAUCAUCGCUGUGGUACAGAAGAUGAUUGAAAAUUAUGAAGCCCUGUUCAUGGUUCCGCCAGAUCUCCAGAACGAAGUCCUGAUCAGCCUGUUGGAGACCGACCCCGAUGUGGUGGACUAUUUACUCAGAAGAAAGGCCUCCCAGUCAUCAAGCCCUGACAUGCUGCGGUCGGAAGUUUCAUUUUCUGUGGGAGGAAGGCACUCAUCCACCGACUCCAACAAGGCCUCCAGCGGAGACCUCUCCCCUUAUGACAACAACUCCCCAGUGCUGUCCGAGCGCUCCUUGCUGGCUAUGCAAGAGGACGCGGCCCCGGGGGGCUCAGAGAAGCUUUACAAAGGGCCGGAGCAGUACGUGCUGGUGAGCCACUUGCCAUCGUCGAAAUCAAGGGAGAGUUCUCCUGGACCAAGGCUUGGCAAAGAUAUGUCAGAGGAGCCUUUCAAUAUCUGGGGAACUUGGCAUUCAACAUUAAAAAGUGGAUCCAAAGACCCGGGAAUGACAGGUUCCUAUGGAGACAUUUUUGAAAGUAGCUCCCUGCGACCGGGGCCAUGUUCCCUUUCUCAGGGGAACCUGUCCCCGAAUUGGCCUCAGUGGCACGGGAGCCCCACAGAACUGGAACGUGGCCGGCAGGUCAUUCGGAGGACUCGGACCACGGCCACCGUGGUAGAGUGCACGGCCUGCCCUCCCGUGUCGCGGGUCUGCAGCACGCCCCACAUCCAGGGCGGCGGCAGGAGACCCGAGCAGGCCAUGCCCAAGGCAGGGCGGUAUUUGACUCUGGGCAGUGCCGAAGACCUCACCCAGAGCGAGCUAGACACUGCCUGGCCGCAGAGCAGAGCCAAGCCCUGGCACCAGAGACCUCGAGAGGGUGAGAAGCGUGACAAGAGGCCUCCUCCUCCUUAUCCUGGUCCAGGGAAGCAGGCUUUGGCGUCAGCCCGCCAGCCUGCCGAGUCACUGCUGUGGAGGCCUCAGAGGCCCGAAGAAGGUUCCAGAACAGCUUCGGAAGAGCCUCGGGCCACUGAGCAAAACCCGAGCACUGCCUACUCCGGUCCUGCCGGCGAUCAGAACAGCAAGACUUUGGGCGACCCCGAGUGGCUCGACUGGCAGAGAGAGCGGUGGCAAAUCUGGGAGCUCUUGUCCACCGACAACCCCGACGCCCUCCCGGAAACGCUGGUCUGAGCCCACCCGAGUUCGUGCCCCCACGUCCCAAACAGCCUUCUUUCGCUCAGUAGGGACAUCAAAUCAUUGUAGGGACAAUUGGACACCUUCUACUUAUUUUUCUUCUUUUACACUUUAAAAAAAUAACACAGGAGAAACCGAGUUCACUCAAAGAUAGAGAGCACUACCCUUGCCAUUGAUAAUAAAGUUCUAUUGCAUAGCCAGCCUUAGGAGAAAACAAAAACAAAACCGGAUGGCGACAUCCAAUCGAAAAACUACUCACUUUGGCUCUGUAUAAGAUAAAACUCUUGCUUUGAUAUCGCUUAAUUGUAUUUAUGUGACUUCCGUUCUGACUGUUGUAUAUUCUGUAACAGAUUAUGUAUGAUAAUCAUAUAUGAUAUAUUCACAGAAACAGAAGGAACCAUUUUUUUUUAAAUCACUUCACGCAUACUAAGGAGUGAGAUUCCAUAGAAUGUUCUAGAAUAUGCACAAGCAGGUUUCUGUGCUUUUGCCAUAGCUUUUUAACUGGGGAUAGCCCUUCCUUCAAUGCCUAAGAAAAAACGCUAACACAACAAAACAAAACAGAAUAUGCCAAGCCAUAUUUUUAUAUAGUAGUGAGAUACCAAAAAAAAAAAUGUAGUCACCGAAUGCUUUUUCAUAUUGAAUAUGUUUUAAGGAGAAUAUUAAAUUUGAUACAUUAUGGAAUAUAUUUUUAGAAUCUGUUUAGGAAGGUUUCAGUUAAUCAAACAAGAGAAAGGCCGUGCCUAACAAAGAAAGAAUAAUUAAGUUGUCCUUCCCAGUUUAGAUCAAAUUCAGUUUUAUAUAGACCAUAUAUAAUAUAUAUUUAUAAUGUAUAAUUUUUAUGUAUUUUCCAAAACUACAAACUGGAAUCCAACUAUAAAGUGUUUAAGAAUCCAAAUGGAGUAUUCAAA